AUGCCUCAUUCCAAGCAGCCUGAUCGCUUCCAGAGUCUGAUGCUUCUGCAGUGGCCUUUGAGUUACCUUGCCAUCUUUUGGAUCUUACAGCCAUUGUUCAUUUGCCUGCUGUUUACAAGCUUGUGGCCACUACCAGCACUUUACUUUGCCUGGUUGUUCCUGGACUGGAAGACCCCAGAGCAAGGUGGCAGGCGUUCAGCUUGGGUAAGGAACUGGCAUGUCUGGACCCACAUCAGAGACUAUUUCCCUAUUACGAUUCUGAAGAUUAAAGACCUGUCACCGGAGCACAACUACAUCAUGGGCGUUCACCCGCACGGCCUCCUGACCUUUGGUGCCUUCUGCAACUUCUGCACUGAGGCCACAGGUUUCUCAAAGACUUUUCCAGGCAUCACUCCUCACUUGGCCACGCUGUCCUGGUUCUUCAAGAUACCGCUUGUUAGAGAAUACCUCAUGGCCAAAGGUGUGUGCUCUGUGAGCCAGCCAGCCAUCAACUACCUGCUGAGCCAUGGCACUGGCAACCUUGUGGGCAUUGUAGUGGGAGGUGUGGGCGAGGCCCUGCAAAGUGUGCCCAACACCACCACCCUCAUCCUCCAGAAGCGCAAGGGGUUUGUGCGCACGGCUCUCCAGCAUGGGGCUCAUCUGGUCCCCACCUUCACUUUUGGAGAAACUGAGGUGUAUGAUCAAGUAUUGUUCCAUAAGGACAGCAGGAUGCACAAGUUUCAGAACUUCUUCCGCCGUGUCUUCGGUUUCUACUUUUGUGUCUUCUAUGGACGAGGCUUCUGCCAAGACUCCAUUGGGCUCCUGCCAUACUCCCGGCCUAUUGUUACCGUGGUUGGGGAGCCUCUGCCACUGCCCAAAAUUGAAAAACCAAGCCAGGAAGAGGUGGACAAAUACCAUGCGAUUUAUAUGGAAACCCUGCACAAACUGUUUGACCAGCAUAAGACCCAGUAUGGCUGCUCAGAGACCCAAAAGCUGCUUUUCCUGUGAUUGAAGAGACUGUGUGCCCAAGAGCACAAGAGUGCCUGACUUGGAGAGGAGACUCACCUGCCACUAACCAAAGACAGGCCUGAGAGAGAAAGGGAAAUGAGGGAGGCUGUGUGUGGCAGAGGAGGGCACUAGGAAUUCCUGCCUUGCCUCCUUGACACAG
Messenger RNA from Carlito syrichta (Philippine tarsier), 1147 nucleotides. RefSeq names its product acyl-CoA wax alcohol acyltransferase 1 (gene AWAT1). The transcript has 7 exons. NCBI's taxonomy places the organism in Eukaryota, Metazoa, Chordata, Mammalia, Primates, Tarsiidae. Gene Ontology annotation, molecular function: long-chain-alcohol O-fatty-acyltransferase activity. The coding region runs from base 1 to 987 and encodes 328 amino acids. Gene Ontology annotation, biological process: lipid metabolic process. The record is from RefSeq and is a predicted model, not a curated record. Gene Ontology annotation, cellular component: endoplasmic reticulum membrane.